This is a messenger RNA of Hydatigera taeniaeformis, 861 nucleotides long. NCBI's taxonomy places the organism in Eukaryota, Metazoa, Platyhelminthes, Cestoda, Cyclophyllidea, Taeniidae. The record is from the annotation of a GenBank genome assembly.
AUGCUUGUCAUUUUGCUCAUUUCUCCGCACACCUCGAUUUGCGCCGUAAUAGAGCAUAAAGGGUUUGAGGUAACAACAGACAUUAUCUCACCAACUCGUGUUCGUCUCUCGUGGGAGAGUGAAAGCGAGGUGGAAGGUACUAAAGCUUCACGUUUUCGCGUUCUCUGCUCCUCAUCAGACAGAGCUCCAAUCGAAGCAAUCGUCACAACAACAACCGUGGAAUUGGACACCUUCAAGCCCGGAGUGGAGUACACUUGUGAAGUGCAUCCAGUGUGGGAUAGCCUAUUUAAUGGACUCGAAGUGAUUUCAGCAAAUCCUGGCAUUUCGCAACCAUUUGUGAUGAACUUUAAGGAGCAGGCGGAUUUAACUGCAAAGAGUAAGACUGAGGAAGGAAAGGGUGGAAGUUAUCAGGGCAGUAAUGCAGACUAUGAGCAACAAAGGGCAGAAGAAGGAAUGAAAGAACCUCAAACCACAUUGGAAGGGUCAGGAGACUUCACAGCAGUGAAGCAAGAAGAUCACAUUCCCGAGGUAAAUGCAGCACCACACGUUCGUGCAGAGUCCACCGGCGGACAGAUUGCAAGAGUGAUGUGGAAUCCUGUGGAGGCAAAUGGAACAAACGCUUCAAGGUAUCGUAUCAUUUGCCAAACAGAGGAUCCCCUCCAACAACCAAUCAAGGUUGCCUCGACCAAACAAACUGUGGUGGAGGUGGGAGCAUUUGAACCAGGUCUUGAAUACAGCUGCUCCGUCUACGCUAUUUGGGAUGAUUUGGUUCCUGGUGUGGAGGUAAUGUCAAUAGCUCCUGGAAUUUCAAACGCCUUCAAAAUACCUAGUAUAGGUGAGUUAUGCUUCUUUACAGACUGA